This is a messenger RNA of Amblyraja radiata (thorny skate), 537 nucleotides long. It is a transcript of the gene cox6c, whose product is annotated as cytochrome c oxidase subunit 6C. The transcript has 4 exons. Lineage: Eukaryota; Metazoa; Chordata; Chondrichthyes; Rajiformes; Rajidae. Bases 146 to 388 code for a protein of 80 amino acids. The record is from RefSeq and is a predicted model, not a curated record.
UGGGCGGGACUCCAGUGAGUGACGGGCCAGAGCGCGUCUGGUCAUCGGCGGAAAUCCUCACGGAGCGGUGUCGGCGCAUGCGCAGGCGGUAGGGCGCUGCUUGCUGCGGAGCGAGGAGGAGGAGAGGAGACGCGACCGGUUAACCAUGUCUGCCUCUGCGAUUGCCAAACCUGCCAUGAGAGGCCUGCUGGCCAAGCGUCUGCGGUUUCAUUUGGCUGUGGCUUUCACUAUGGCAUUUUCAGUAGCUGGACUCUUCAAGUUUUUAGUAACUGAUUCCAGGAAGAACGCCUAUGCUGACUUCUACAAGAAAUAUGAUGCCGUGAAGGACUUUGAAGCCAUGAGGGAAGCUGGUAUAUUUGAAAGUGUGAAACCAAAGAAAGCACAUUAAUGAACCCAGUUUGCAAAGGAACCUUGGAAAUUGAUGGCAGGGUUAUCCUCCAUCCUAUACUGGGAAAUGGAAUGAAGAUACACUUUCUGUAUUUUCCAUACUUGAAGAUGUAUAAAUAAAACAUUUUAAUUUUCUGUUGACCAUUAAAA